This is a messenger RNA of Purpureocillium lilacinum, 3747 nucleotides long. RefSeq names its product histone methyltransferase set1. Gene Ontology annotation, cellular component: Set1C/COMPASS complex. Gene Ontology annotation, molecular function: protein binding; histone H3K4 methyltransferase activity. NCBI's taxonomy places the organism in Eukaryota, Fungi, Ascomycota, Sordariomycetes, Hypocreales, Ophiocordycipitaceae. The record is from RefSeq and is a predicted model, not a curated record.
AUGACUCGCACCCCGCCGGCCGUGAGUUUCGCUCAAUUCUUCCCUAACGCUGCCAAGGUCAGGGCCGAAGCCGACCGCCCUGGGCGCGGCCCCUCGGCCGCCGCUCCGCCGUCGUCGCGCGAGCCUCCUGCCGCGCUCGGCGUCGACGCGCUGACUGGCAUCGCCCGGCCCUCUCACGCCGUGUCUUCCUUGCCUGACGCACCACACACCCACGGCGACGAUACCGCCAACGACUCACCAACCACCGAGAUACCAAGCACCGGCGGAUCCUCCACAUCCCACGCUAGCUCUGCCUCAUCCAUAUUCAGCACCUCGCUGAAGCCCCCGGCAAAUGCGCCCGCCUCUCACCUCUGCGCGAGCCUGCCCAGAGACUCGCUUUCACACUCCCCGGCCCCGCUGCAGAGACCAGACAUGCCCGCGUCCGCGUCUGCCGAGCGGCCGGGCCAGGUCUACCGCGAUGAUCGAUCCAAGCGCGGCGCUGAGCCCUCGCCUCGGAGCGGCCCCCCGUCCGACGGGCGCAUCCCCGCUCGAGAUCCUCUGCCAUCCGUCAAAGGCAUCAAGUGCACAUAUGACCCGAUCCUCGAUCGAGUACGCAACAAAAGCGUUAGCAAGAACGCCAAACCGACCUACAAAGAAUUCGGAUUGGAUGAUGACGCUCCCCCUUCAGACCCGCGGCUGGCCAAGGCUGGCGACAGGCUAGGCUACAUCAACACCGACUUCUAUCUGCCCAAAGCACGCCUGCGCCAUGCCCCCGAGAACCUCAGGCCGUAUCCCUACGACCCGAAGACGUCCAUCGGGCCGGGACCGCCUACGCAGAUUGUCGUUACCCGCUACAACCCCCUCGUUCCGUUUACCAAAGUGACGACCGUUUUCGCCACGUUUGGUGAGAUUGCGGAAAGCAGCAAUAAGAUGCACCCUGAUACCGGCAGCUACCUGGGGUUUGCGACAAUCCGCUACCGAGACAGCAAACGCCCAGGCCGACCUCCCGUCACUGCCAUCGAUGCCGCCCGCCGUGCUGUUCGCGCCCGCGGGAUCAGGAUCGAUGCCGACAUUGUCAAGGUGGACUAUGACCCAGAAGGUCGCAAGAGCCGACGCAUGCUCGAGGAACACCUAAAGCGCGAGAGAGAGAAGCUCAACCGAGAAAAGCCUUCGCGGCAAACCUCGUCCACUCCGAAGCCACCCCCCACGGGCCCAAAGUCGUCUUCGGCCGCUACGCCCGCACCUGCUUUCGUGCGCCCCCCUCCGACAGCGCCAAAGGGUCCUUCUGCGCAGAGGCAACCGACGACGACGACGCCACAACAACAGCCGACAGUCGCCGUGACACCUCGGGGUGUUGAAUUGCACAGUAUCGCACCGCAGAUUGCCGACCAACCCUAUGUCUUCGUUACCGCAGAAAGCGUACCCGUUUUGCCUAGUAUCAUUCCUCACAUGAAGAAGCGGCUCAAGAACUACGCGUUUGAGGACAUACGGUUGGACAGAACUGGCUUUUACAUCGUAUUCCGCAACUCCUUCACUGGCAAGUCAGAGGCCGAGCGAUGCUUCCGAGGUGCUAAUCACACCGAAUUCUUCACCUAUGACAUGGCAAUGCAGCUUUGCUUGCCGCGCCCGCCUGCACGUUCCACCGACAACGCGCCGAAGCGAACCCCGAGUCCAGACAGGAGUCAGCGGCCAGCAUAUCGACGACGAGACGACGAGGCGGCCAGACGGCGACGGGAAGAGGAGGCAGACUUGGAAGAGGAGAAGAAGCAACGGGCCAAAAACUUCGAUCCAGUCAUCGAGGCUGUCGAGGUCGUGCGCAGGGAAAUGACGGAACAUCUCAUUCGCCAUAUCCGCACUCAAGUAGCAGCACCCUGCCUUGCAGACUUCCUGGACCCGGCCAACCACGUUGCCAAGAGAAGGAAGCUCAACCUUGAUCAGCCUGACGAUGAUGAGGAGUUGGCUUUCGACGACGGCAGUGCUAGUCCGCGGAUUGGGACACCGAAUUCCAGGACGGAUCCCAUCGAACGUCGCACGGGGACCUUUGAGGCAAAAUUGUUGCCUAGGAUUCGCAAGAACAAGAGCAAGGGGCAGGCCCACCGCAGCACGUUCGUCGACCCCUUUUCAAGAAGUCGACCCUCUGUGGCCCGCGCUGCAUUUAGGUCUUUGCACCAUCGCCUUAAGAGCCUUGAUAGCGACUUCGAGUCCGAUGACGAGACUGAUGCUGGAGCCCUGGCGGCCCGGGAGACCGAGGAGCCUGAGUCGCGGCCGCGCAGCCGCAUGAGCACGGACGAUGAAGCUUCCAAGGAUGACUUUGGGUCUUGGAGUCGCCAAGAGGACGAUUCCAUGACGGAGGCGAGCCUGGCCGUUCCCGAUGGCAUACUGCCAAGGAAGCGCAAGCUGGAAGAGACCAUUGAGACAGCCCUCAAACGCCAAAAGAAAUCUGAUGAAGAGCUCUUCGGCGUCAAGAUUGGCCGUCUCGAGGCUGAAGUCAACGGGCGCGCGACCUCGGAGGAUGUUGGGUUCGACAUCGACAGCAGUGUCUCUCGUUCCGAGACGCCCGCUUCCCAGACUGCAAAGGGUCUGAAGAAGAAGCCAACAAAGCAGAAGAAAAAGACCAAGAAGCAGCUAUUCGAGGAGCGUGAAGCCUUGAAACGGCAGCAGGACGUUGAGUCUCAAGCCGACGAGGACGAGGCGCCCCCAGUACCAACCAAAUCUGAGGGACAAGAACUCCUCCCGCCAGCCCCGGAAGCCAAGGUCGAGAAGCACGACGACAGGUUCUUCUCCACAGAAGCCCUGACUGCGGCACUCACGCUCCCCGAUGGCUUCAAACCCGACAUCUCUUCACUGCAGAGCUUGGCGUUGGGGUCGAAAGACCUGCCGGAUCUGGCAAGACUUCAGAAGAAAUACGCGACAGCCGAGAUUGGAAAUGCGGAGCUGUGGCUCUGGAAGCGCAACCGCAUCAGAGAGCUCAAUUCGUCCGAUGGCUCAGUGGACCGGCCAAUUUCGAUUGGGGGCUACUAUGUGCCCAAUGCUACGGGCUGUGCUCGUACUGAGGGUGUGAAGAAAAUUCUCAAUUCCGAGAAGUCCAAGUAUUUGCCACACCACAUCAAGGUCCAGAAGGCCCGAGAGGAGCGCGAAGCCCGGUUCAAGAAGACGGGCAAGGACGCCAGCGCCGCCGAGGCUGCCAGAUUGGCCGCGGAGAAGCUCAUCGCCAAGGGCAACUCUCGAGCCAACCGUGCCAGCAACCGACGAUACGUCGCCGAUCUGAACGAUCAGAAGAAGACUCUGGGCCAGGACUCGGACGUGUUCAAGUUCAACCAGCUUAAGAAGCGGAAGAAGCCCGUCAAGUUCGCCCGGUCCGCCAUUCAUAACUGGGGGCUCUACGCCAUGGAGAAUAUCGCCAAGGACGACAUGAUUAUCGAGUAUGUUGGCGAGGAGGUGCGGCAGCAGAUAUCGGAGAUCCGCGAGAAGCGCUAUCUUAAGAGUGGCAUUGGGAGCAGCUAUCUGUUCCGCAUCGACGACGACACCGUCGUCGACGCCACCAAGAAGGGGGGCAUUGCGCGAUUCAUCAACCACAGCUGCAUGCCGAACUGCACGGCAAAGAUCAUCAAGGUCGAGGGCAGCAAGCGAAUCGUCAUAUAUGCCCUCCGUGACAUUGCUCUGAAUGAGGAGUUGACCUACGACUACAAGUUCGAGCGAGAGAUAGGCAGCUUGGACCGCAUUCCCUGUCUCUGCGGCACUCCGGCAUGCAAGGGCUUCCUCAACUAA